Molecule: messenger RNA, 3187 nt
Organism: Ilex paraguariensis (yerba mate)
Lineage: Eukaryota; Viridiplantae; Streptophyta; Magnoliopsida; Aquifoliales; Aquifoliaceae
Source: the annotation of a GenBank genome assembly
ACCCACCCCCUUUGAAGACCCCAACAAAGCUCAGACCCAACACCUCUCUCUCACACACACACACACACACACACACACAAUCCACCACCGCAACCAUCCAAGAUCCCAACAAUGGCGUCCCUAAACCACCUCCUCUCCCUCACCACCCUCCUCCUCCUCCUCUCUCUCUCCUCCUCCGAUGACUCCGCCGUCAUGUCCAGCUUCGCUUCCUCUCUCACCCCCACCCCAUCUAGCUGGACAGGCACAAACUACUGCAAUUGGAGCGGCAUCAGCUGUGACAAUUCCAAUCGAGUCACAUCCAUCAACCUCGCCUCCCAAUCUCUCUCCGGCUCACUCCCUUCAAAUCUCAACCAGCUCUCCCAGCUAAAAAGUCUCUCACUACAGAAAAACUCUCUGUCUGGACCCUUACCUUCUCUAGCCAACCUGACUUCCCUCGAGCAAAUCUUCCUUGACAGCAACGAUUUCAAUUCAUUCCCUGGGGAUUUUGUUCUGGGUCUGACGAAUCUACAGAUUUUGAGUUUAAGUGAUAACCCAAAUUUAGCUCCUUGGGUGAUUCCGACCGAUUUGACUCAGAGUAGUAGUUUGGGAACCUUUUCUGCGAGUAAUGCUAGCAUAGUUGGUACUAUGCCAGACAUCUUCGGUGCGUUCCCGAAUCUGCAGAAUCUCAGGCUGUCAUACAAUAAUCUCACUGGUCCAUUGCCCAAUUCUUUGGGUGCUUCGGAGAUUCAAAAUCUCUGGCUCAACAAUCAGCUACUCGGGCUAUCAGGGACAAUCUCUGUGUUGUCCUCGAUGAUCCAGCUCUCCCAAGUCUGGCUUCAUGCGAAUUCUUUCACGGGUCAGAUUCCAAAUCUCUCCAAAUGCACAAAUCUCUUUGAUUUGCAGCUCCGUGAUAACCAGUUUACUGGGGUUGUCCCUCCUUCAUUGAUGACUCUUCCUAAGCUUGCUAACGUAACUUUGCAGAACAAUAAGUUGCAGGGUCCUUUGCCAGUGUUCAACAAUGGAGUUCAAGCCACACUUGGGACUACUAAUAGCUUUUGCAAGAGCACUCCUGGGGAUUGUGAUCCACAGGUCACUGCACUUGUUGCGGUUGCUGGGGCUUUUGGGUAUCCCAUGUCUCUAGCUCAGUCUUGGGUGGGAAAUAAUGCUUGCCAAGGAUGGUCUUUUAUUGUCUGUGAUACACAGGAAAAGAAUGUCAUCAUUGUCAACCUUGGGAAGCAGCGUUUUUCAGGUACUAUCUCACCUGCCUUUGGGAAUUUGACGUCGUUGAGGAAUUUGUUGUUGAAUGAUAAUAGUCUCACUGGUUCAAUUCCGGAUAGCUUAACAACUUUGCCUCAGCUUCAAACUCUUAAUGUGUCUAAUAAUAAUCUUAGUGGGCCUAUACCAGUUUUUCCAUCAACUGUGAAGUUUAUUACUACUGGUAAUCUGUUUCUUGGGCAAAAUACUACUUCUGGGGGUGGAGGAAAUAGUGGAUCACCUGGGUCUGGAUUGAAUUCUGAUGCACCCGGUGGGAGUCCACCUGGUAAUAAAAAAGGGUCAUCGGUUUCAUCGGGUAUGAUUGCUGGUGUUAGUAUUGCUGUGGUGGUUUUUGUUGGAGUUGUAUUUUUUGUGUCUUACAAGUGCUAUGUCAAGAGAAGGCAUCGGAGGUUUGGCAAGGUUGUGGGUUCCGAAAAAGGGAGUGAAAUGGUGAAGACUGACAUAAUGGGUGGUAUCAACGGUUAUGGUGGAGUCCCGAGUGAAUUGCAGAGCCAGAGCAGUGGCGAUCAUGGUGAAAUGCCUGUUUUUGAAGGUGGGAAUGUUGUGAUUUCAAUCCAAGUUCUAAGACAAGUUACGGACAAUUUUAGUGAUGAUAAUGUAUUGGGUAGAGGAGGAUUUGGAGUUGUUUACAAGGGGGAAUUGCAUGAUGGGACUAAGAUUGCUGUGAAGAGAAUGGAAUCUGGGCCAAUGGGUACCAAAGGAAUGAAUGAGUUUCAAGCAGAAAUCGCGGUCCUUACAAAAGUUAGGCAUAGGCAUUUGGUUGCUCUUCUAGGUUACUGUAUUAAUGGCAACGAGAGACUUUUGGUAUACGAGUACAUGCCACAAGGGACUUUAAGCCAGCAUUUGUUUGAAAGGCAGGAGCAUGGGUACCCUUCUCUUACAUGGAAGCAGAGAGUGACAAUAGCAUUGGAUGUGGCAAGAGGUGUCGAGUAUCUGCACAGCUUGGCACAACAAAGUUUCAUUCAUAGAGAUUUAAAACCCUCAAACAUACUUCUUGGGGAUGAUAUGAGAGCCAAGGUUGCAGAUUUUGGUUUAGUCAAACAUGCACCUGAUGGGAAGUAUUCUGUUGAGACACGGUUGGCUGGAACAUUUGGAUAUCUUGCACCUGAGUAUGCUGCUACUGGAAGAGUGACUACUAAAGUGGAUGUUUAUGCGUUUGGAGUUGUUUUGAUGGAGAUAAUCACUGGUAGAAAAGCAUUAGAUGAGACCAUGCCAGACGAGAGGUCUCAUUUAGUCUCAUGGUUCCGUCGGGUACUUAUCAACAAGGACAACAUUCAAAAGGCUAUCGACCAAACCCUUGACCCUGAUGAAGAAACCUUCGAGAGCAUUUGCAGGGUGUCUGAGCUGGCUGGUCACUGCACAGCACGCGAGCCAUUUCAGAGACCAGAUAUGGGUCAUGCUGUCAAUGUGUUAGGUCCCCUUGUAGAGCAGUGGAAGCCUUCUUCCCAUGAAGAAGAGGAAAGCAAUGGCAUUGACCUUCACAUGAGUCUUCCUCAAGCCCUUCAAAGAUGGCAAGCCGACGAAGGUACUUCCACAAUGUUUGGUGGUCGGUCCUACAGUGAUACCCAAUCAAGCAUUCCAUCAAAACCUUCAGGAUUUGCAGACUCUUUUGAUUCGAUGGAUUGCAGAUGACUUUAAACGAAACCAAGAUCAUUGGGAAGCAGAGACCGCAGCACGAUAUCAAGUUGAGGGAAAGAGAGAUUGAUGGAGCCUUUCACACUGAUCCUCCUUUGAGUCACCAAAGAUUACUGUGGUAUUUAAUUUAAAUUUAAUUUUUUUUUUGUUCUUUAUAUAUAUGUCGUCUAUUUGUUUGUUAUUCUUAUGAUCUCUGUUGUGUGACAAAAGCUGAAACAAUAGAGCAGUUUGUUGUAUUUUGGUUGGAUUCGUCAAAGCUGUAGAGGUUUAUGUGGAGAAUAUGAUGGUGAGGGGUUUA